Trichoderma atroviride IMI 206040 is the source of this 1525-nucleotide messenger RNA. Lineage: Eukaryota; Fungi; Ascomycota; Sordariomycetes; Hypocreales; Hypocreaceae. The record is from RefSeq and is a predicted model, not a curated record.
CCCUUCAACUCCGUUAUAACCGCAGGGAAAUCAGAACUAAAAUAUUGCAACUUCAAUUAUUACAAGGCUGACGCAAGGCACCGGGCGGGAGGCCUGCAAGUGCCCCGUAGCUGACCUGAUUUUGCUGCACGCACUCUGGCACAGUCCCCUGAAGCUUACAUGAACCUGCCUGUACGCGCAAAGCAUGGAUUCAACACUUACGUCGCCUGCGCACAACGGGGAUAAUCGUGUGCAGCAGCUCAUUCUCCGUUCUCUGGAUCUGGACUCUGUGUAUCCACCUUCUUGUUGCCUGAAAACAGCCUUGAGGGGUUUUGUGCGUCGCAGAAUAAAUCACGUAGUACCUACGUAGUCGAUUCAAUGUCCGACUGAGCGUCUUUUGGUAAGCUCCGUGUCGCCCCGAUCUUGGCGAAACAACUUGCAAGUUCCCAUCACAUGUCGCAUAGCACAUACGUAACAGGCCAAGCCAAGCCAGGGGCAGAGAGAACACAUGUGAGUAUAGAGUAGGUACAUGUAGAUAUAAUAGCAUCACAGCUUUGCAAGGGACCCAAGUAGAUGAGCGUUUGCGUAUCAUCUCGAGUUAUGGAACAUGCAUGCGCUAUUUGGAUUGUUAGAAACUUCAAGCUACCUAAUAGUACACAAUAAAAAAAAAAGAAAAAAUAAUCAGUCCCUUUUUACAAGUGCAAGUGUAAAGUUACCACGCUCAUCCAGAUAGACUGUGCUUUACAGCUACGCAACCAUCUAGAAGCAAUCCCGUCCUUCAAAUGAAUCCGCCCUUCCCAACGCCGUUUGUAUGAUAUAAUGACUUGAAGGUAUAUCCCUCCAGUAAACGCCAGUCAAAUCCCAUCUUCCUCUUCGUAACGACCCCUACUGCACUUUCUUCCUACGACCACCGCCUCUGCCUCGCUUUUUGGGCUCCUCCAUCUCUUCGUCGGUUUCGCUAUCACCUUUGCCUUUGGACCUGCUGCCCUCCUUCUCGUUCUCUACGCGGCUGACAAUGUCUCGCAGAAAGUCCCACUGCUCGUCUGCCUCUACCACGUUUUUCAACAUGGAAGCGGUAACCCUCUUUGAGCCCUUGUCCUUGGCAAUCUCGGCGCUCUUUGUUACCAGCUGGAUCAUGAACAGCUCCAGCGCCUUUCCCACGGCAAUAGGUGUCUGUUGAGCAACCUUGCCUACUUCCUCAUCGGCCUGCAUGAUCCGCUUGAUCCGGGCGGUAGGAAACUUAGUCUUGACGGGAGACGGUUCGAUGAACGGUGCAGGCGGCGGAGGCACCGCGGCCUUUCUGGGCGGCAUAUCUGAAGAGGAGGAGGAAGCUUGGCCCGGAAACGGCUCGUACGAAUAAGGGGAGACGUCGAGUGGCGGUGGCUUGAAGUCGUGCUGCGGCGCGAGGGGUGCGGCGGUUUGAUGGCCAGAGGCAGCUGAGAUUUGCCCUGGAUGCCCGACGGCUGGCGGAGAGAAUGGCUCGUAGGGCUCGUAGGAAUAGUUUGGAAGUGGUACGCUAUACGGCUGGCGUGCGGCCUGGGGGUAU